Molecule: messenger RNA, 1083 nt
Organism: Ogataea haglerorum
Lineage: Eukaryota; Fungi; Ascomycota; Pichiomycetes; Pichiales; Pichiaceae
Exons: 1
Coding region: 1-1083 (360 amino acids)
Source: RefSeq, a predicted model, not a curated record
AUGCCACCAAAGUUCAACUCGUUCAAGUGGGAUACCAUUCCAGAAAACCUCUAUACUCGGCUAGGAAAGUCCGGCCUCCAGAUCUCCAGAAUUGUCCUAGGAUGUAUGUCCUUUGGCCGGAAAUCAUGGUUUGACUUUGUGCUAGAAGACGAGGACGAGGUGUUCACGAUCAUGAAGAAGGCGUAUGACAGCGGAAUUCGUACUUUUGACACCUCUUGCAACUACUCCAACGGCUACUCGGAGAUCCUCGUUGGAAAAUUCCUCAAGAAGCACAACAUCGACAGACGCACGGUCGUUAUCUUGAGCAAGUGUUUCUUCCCUGCUAACGAGUCGGAUCCAGACACAAACAUCAUUAUCCCAGGAACGGCCGAAGGCUCAGAAUACAUCAACCGGUUCGGGCUCUCGAGAACAAAUAUCCUGGACUCUGUGGAUAAGAGUAUCGAGAGACUUGGCACUCACAUCGACGUGCUUCAGGUCCAUCGAUUCGACAAAAAUACGCCAAUCGAGGAGACGAUGGAGGCGCUGCACGACGUCGUCAAGUCCGGCAAAGUAAAGUACCUUGGAGCUUCCACCAUGAGAGCGUACCAGUUCGUUGAGAUGCAGCAUGUUGCCGAAGUGCAUGGCUGGACCAAGUUUAUUUCCAUGCAGAGCUAUUACUCCUUGUUCCACAGGGAGGAGGAAGAGGAGCUGAUUGCGUACUGCAAAAAAACUGGAGUUGGACUCGUCCCCUACUCGCCGCUCGCCGGAGGAGUGCUGGCCAGACCACCGGAUAAGAUCUUCAACACUACGACUCGUUCCAGUAGCCCUUUUUCGGCUUCGAUGUUCAGGCUGGGCGAGAUUACCGACAAGGACAAAGAACUGCUUUCCAGAGUCGAGGAGCUCGCAAACAAGCAUGAAGUGAAGAUGGCCACUGUGGCCAUAGCGUGGUGUCUGUCCAAAGAUCACAAUCCCAUUCUGGGCAUUAACAAGGUGGAGAGAAUUGAUGAUGCAUUAGCUGCUGUCAACCUGAAACUCACCGACGAGGAAAUCGCCUAUCUUGAAGAGCUCGAUGUCUCCAGAAAGCUGCCUAACUUGUACCACUGA